AUUGCAACAACAAUAAUGGCGGGCGAUUCGUCUGUCGCAUACAGAAGAGAAAGACGAGUUAUGAAUUAGCACAAAGUGUCUUUGAAGUUGACUGUAAAUUGACAGAAAACAUGGACAGGAACUCGGCAUUCAGAAAGGAGAUAUGCCAUAAAGGACAGCAUAUUCCUCUGGAUCCGCCCAUAGUACAUAUGUCUGCAUAUACCAAAGGUGGCCUUCACAGACUUUUUCGGCAGAUAGCUCAUCCAGAAAAAGUGAGCUUUCCCAUGUAUGAAUAUGGUCAGUUCACAGAUGAGGCUGGUCAGUUUUGCCCAGUACUGGGUGUGGUGAUGGCUUCCCGUUACAGAGUGCGACAAGUGAUCAGCCGACAGGGUCAAUCAGCAGUCCUACUGCUAGCUGAGGAUUUGUUCUGCCAUAAAAAGCAUGUGGUAAUAAAGGUGCUGCAUGCCAGUCGGUAUCAACUAGGUGCCCAGGAGACCCAAUGUUUGUGGAGACUGGCUUUGGCAGACCCCUGGGGCAACUCCAACACAGUCCACUACUUGAACACCUUUACAUUUGAUGACCACUACUGUAUUGUCUUCAAACCAUUGGUGCCACUCUCUCUGACAGACAUAUUUCAAGAUAUACCAGCUCAAAAGAUAAUUCAUAGCAUAAGGAAAAUAGCUGUCCGACUUUUAUCAACCUUGGGGUUUCUUCGGCAACAGAAUGUAAUUCAUGCAGACCUCAAGCCAGAAAACAUAUUACUUCGUGACAGGAAUGAUCUCAGCUCUGUGACUGUGAUUGAUUUUGGAAAUGCGAUCCAGCAUGUCCAUAAAGAGAUUGCCUUGUACUAUGAUGACUUUGAGCUCCAAACUCCUUUGUACAGAGCUCCAGAGGUGAUGUUUGGGAUGCCCUUUGGUAAGGAGAUCGACAUGUGGUCACUAGGAUGUAUACUGGCUGAGCUCUACCUGUCCAAACCCCUCUUUAUGGGCAACUCCAAGAUGGACAUCAUGAAGCAGAUAACUUCAUUACUAGGACCGUUCCCUGGAAGGACAUUCCAGAGGGGGAAAUUCUACAGUAGUUUCAAACACUUCACCGACAAGGUGGAGCAACCAGAUGCUACAGAACUCCUCCAAAACCAUCUCGGCUGUAGGGACUAUUUGCUUGCAGACUUUUUGUCUGGACUUCUCCGGUACAACCCAGAUGAACGGAUGACUCCAUUUGAAGCGGCAAAGCAUUCCUUCUUGGCUCCCGAGUUUCCCUUUGGCUAUCUUUUACCUCCAUCUUCAGACAAUGGCAGUGUCUCCUACUCGGCAGUUCACCUCAACAGUACCAAGUACAAACAUCGCCCUACAGUAGCUGCAGACAUCCGUAGGAGUCAGCCAAGUACCUAUGACAUACUUAGUCUUGGAACUGCAUUGAAGGAGGAGGAGGAGGAAGAGGAAUCACCCUUGGAGGGUGGUGAUACUCCCAACAAAUAUGGCAAGGUGGCUAAGGUGGUCCCAGUGCAGAGGGAACAAUCACUUGGUAAGGAUCAAAGAGGUUCAGGGGAAGUAACUCGGCAGCAAAACAGUGGAAGGAAUCAAGUCACAACAGAAAUUACAAGGAAAGGGUUGUCACAUGUUCAGAAAGUUAGGAAAGGGAAAGCGGAGCAAAAUUGUUCGCCAAACCUCAUUAAUCAAGAGUCUACACUAAGGGACACAAGGAGAGAGCAAAGAGAUCUACAGGAUCAUAAAGAGCAAUGGGAGACCAAUCGGUCAACAGACAUACAAAGACGGAGGGAAGCAUGUCAAAAUCAAUUUUUGGCCAAAAAAAGAAGGGAGAUAGAAAAAGAAUUACUCGUUGGUCAUAGGACAAGGGAAGAUCAGUACUACAACCCAUCUCUAUCGAUAGAACAUCCAUCCACUGGCAGGUGUGGACCUGCAGGGAGAUCAGAAACUAUCAACCCAUCUCUAUCGAUAGAACAUCCAUCCACUGGCAGGUGUGCACCUGCAGAGAGAUCAGAAACUAUAAAUCCUUGUUCACCUGCUGAUCGCAAGACUGGAAAAACAGAAGUAAGCAAUAAUAUGAACAGUAAUAGAGUAAACAGCCAUUCAACUAGGAACCGAGAGGAGAGAAGACGAUUUGAUAUGUCACCUGUAAAAGAACAGCAGUCUUUGAUGGGAGGAAACACUAUGUGGAAGAAUAGGGUUGUUAGAAAUGUAACUCAACAAGAACCUGUUGAAAGAUCACAGAACAGUGGGAAUGAUCAAUUCCAAUCAACAUCAGAGGAUGAAAAAUUAACAAGGGAGGAUGCAUUGCCACAUUUGAGGAGACAUUACAGAGGAAGGGAGGUAACUCCAAAUGGUCACAUUAAUCAAAAUAUCUCCUGGAAUGCUGGCAGCAUCGGAAGGUGUUACAGGUAUGAUUCACAAGCUCAGGAACUUCAAAGUAAUCAUGAGGAGAGAAAACUUUCUAGGUCUCAAUCUGACUUCAAAGAUAUGAAUGAAACAUUUGUAAUAAACUCUGACUCUGACUACUCAACAACUUUUACACACAGAAAAUCACAGUGUCAAAACAAAAGGCAAAGUCCUGAUGAUCAGAAAAAUGAAAUAAUCAGACCUUGUCCUGGAUGGUUUUCAAGGAAACAAGAUAAUGACGGUAGCUGCAAAUAUAAUGACAGUAUGUCUGAAGAACACUUAACUGUGAGACGCAGCAUUCAUCAGAAUCCAACUGCUGAAUCACAAGUCAGUAUAAGCAGAGAAUUGAAAUCUAACUCCGAUUCAGUGAGAAGUGAAUAUGAAGAUCGUCUUCCAGGGAAAAAUACACACUCACUGGAUCAACAGUGUAAUCACAUUAAGCAAACACAAACUCUGGAUACCAAUGGAAAGAUGAAACAUACCACUAAUUUCUGCCCACAGUCUCCUGGGUAUGGUAGAAAGAAAUUAAUGCUUAUACCUCCGUCACCUGUGUCAUUAUCUCAGGAAUCUGUCAACUUUCAAUCCGACUCUGAAAGACCAAGUCCAUAUAAACAAUAUCACCAGGAAAGUCCAAAGCAGCAAACGAAGAAUGGCAGACAACUUGCCUCUUUAAUGAAAGCUAUUAGGGAGCAGCAGGAUUUGGCAGAAUAUGAUAUGUCUGAAAAAGAAUCAGAUCAACAGUUUGAAGUUGAAAGUAGGACAGCCAGAGAUCAAAGAAUCAAAGGCAGCAGAAAUGUAAGGUUACCUAAAAAAUGUAUGUCUACAUCCAAAAUGUACGACUCUGUCUCUGAAGAUGAGAUCAAAUCAUUUGAAGAAAGUCUUGAUGGAAAUGGACAUGAAAUAAACAGGAAAUCAAGAUAUAAUAAUUCUACUUUUGAAACUAUUGUGAGGCCCUUGACACAGUUUCCAAGUUGUAAUAACUUGGAAAAGAGACAAGAUUACCAAGAACAAAGAAGGAAUCCAGCAUUUACAUCAAAUGUAUCUAAUAAAAAUGUGAAAGAAGAAAAAUAUUUUAAAACUGAUGAGGCUUCAACAAACAGGGUUGCACAUUGGAAAAAGAAACAUUUACGUCAGUCUUCACCUGAUGUAGUUUCUACCUCGAGACAAAACUUUGUAUGUGAUGGAGACAACACUGAAGACUCCCAGUGUCCUGUCAACCAGAAGUCUGCAAAUACACACAAGUUUUCACCAGAGGCACCUAAUGUGUCUUCAGAGGAACCCAAACACUUGAAAAUCAAAGCUAAAUGUGAAUCUGGUAGCAGAGCACAAAGUCAAGUAUAUAAUGCUGAUAUGUGUGGCAGAGCAAGUAAUGAUGCUGGCAACAACUUCGUUACCUUGGACCAAAAUGACAGGAAAGAAGUCGUUACAUCUGAAAUAACAUGCAGGAAUCAUAGCCGGGUUGAUGAGGAAACAGUAAGCAGCAAGACACAAAACAGAAAGACACUUAAAAUAUAUGAUCACAAUACUGAUAAACUUUCAGAUCACGACAUUACGAGAAAGGAAUGCAAAAUUCCUUCAUCACAAAAGAUAUGUCGGAUAAAGAUACCUUUAUGGAAUCCGAAGAUGGGUAUUCUUCAACAGCAUCUACAGAGUCUGUUGUAGUUAGACGAUCUAACAACAGUAUAGAGGGGAUCUGAUAACAAUAGAGAAGGGGCCUUACCAACAGACUCCCAUCUCUUAUCAAGACCUCAAGAAUCAGAAGUGCUUAAACCAGAUUUGAGCAGGCAAGUCUUGCAAUCGAAAGUAAAAGUGAAAAAAGUUGCUAAAAAAAGACUGAAUUUUACACAGGCAUUGAAACCUCUCAAAACAAAUAAAACUAAGUUCAAGACACUUUCUAAACCAAGAGUGACUCCUGUUUCAAAUCAGGAUAACAACAGGGAAGAGGAAGGUCCUUAUGUUUUCUUAAUCACUCCAGAAAAAAAUGUCUCUUGUCAUUCAAAAGAAAAUGCCAUGGAAAAUUCUUCUGUAUGUAGGAAAUCCAAACAAAUGCAUUCAAAUACAAUUUUAGACACAAGGACGAAAGGAAGGAAAAAUUGCUCUCAAAAGAACCCUGGAGAAAAGCCCAUCCAAGAUUUGGAAAAGCAACCAAGGAAAUAUAGAAGGAAGAACUGCUCUCAAAUAGACUUUGAGGAAAGCCGUAACGAAGAUUUGGUUAAGCCACAAAGAAAAUUUCAUAGAAGGAAGGUAGGUUCUCCAAUGAGCAGUGAAGGAAACCCUAGCCAAGAUUUGGGUAAGCAACCAAGGAAAUUUCAAAGGAGGAAAUUUAAAGAUAACUUUGUUGAGGAGGAAUUCAACCAAUCUAGGCAAGAACAAACACAAAUCACCAGGUCAAAGGAAAUACAGGAUGAGUGCAUAAUGAUGAAUGAGGAGAAAUCAUCACUCCAGUCUUGUAGAAAUUCAAAUGAUGUUCAGUUUUACAGAACAGACUGUCAGGUUACAAAAAGAACGAGUGUGAUGACAGGAGAAACACAGCAACCUGCCCAAACAGAGAAUAAUAUUGGACAAAAACAUAAACGAAAAGCUGUUAGUUUUCCUAGAACAGGUAUGAAGAGGCAAAAAUCGUCCAAUAACUGGGAUUCUGACUGUAGUAGUAAGAUCAGUUGUGAAAAAUUAAGUGGGCAGCUCAACAAAAAUGGCAUGGAAAUUCAACACUCUUCAGACAGAUUUAGUGAUUGGAGUAAGGACAAAUCGGACAGGGAAUACGGUGAAUGUGUUGAGGACAGUGAAGGUGAAGUGAGGUCAGACUUUGGAGCUGUGGAGGAGGAUUGUUUAUACACAGAAGUUACGAAGUCAAAAAAAUGCAGACCUGGGGAAAAAACGGCAGAGGAAUAUAAUGUUCACCAUAAAAAGAUUAAGGAAAGUAAUGAAACAGAUAAAUGGCAGUAUAGUGUUCAACAGUACAAAACAAAUCUUCCAGAACAUGCUGUAUCGGAGGACGAUUAUCAAGCAGCACAGACUGUGCAUGUGGUCAAGUCUAGAAAUCACCGCCACAUGUCACCAAAGAAAUCACACUCUACUGGACAUCAGCACAAAGAUAGUGUAGGAUUAGAAGGAAAGUCUGCAGCUAAAAGAUGUAAUAUGGUUGCUAUUGGAAAAUCCAGACGGAUUACCGAUAUUGAUGGAAAUACAUUAGUGAAUAAGAUAGAAAAUAGGAAAAGUUACUCACAAAACAGAUUCAGUAGUGCCAUUUCAGAAGAUAAAAUUCAACAGCACCAUCUUGGACGACCAUACAGAGACCACAGACAUGCCGUGAUGCAGAGGGAAGAGAUGCAAAAUGAGAUGUACACUCAUUCUUCAGUAGAGGAAAGUGUUGGUGAAGAUGAAAUGUAUUCCUCAGGUUCAGAAGAGGUAUUGCUUGUGUAAUGUAUUACAGUAAUGGAAAUCUGUAUCUAUAUCAUUAUAUUAAUAACUCAAAUAGUUUGGUUCAUUGCCCUUUUCUGUCAAAUUGUAAUGGUUUCUUUUUAAAAACUGAAAGUCAAGAACUUGUUACGGAGAGCCAGUGUCCUCAUGUAAAUAUCUAUUUGCACAGGUACUAAACUUAUCUGUAAAUACAAAAUGUACACCUAUUGUAUACUGUACAACUGUUAAAUUUUACAGGAUAAUAUAUUGUAGUACUAAUUGUUCCAGUCAGAUCCAGUUUGCGGGUAUUUUAUUUGUGCAAUUAUGCCUUGCAAACCUUCUGCAGUAAAUUGUUGUACAUUGUAUAUGUAUCUACAAUGUAUAAAUAUUCCUUUGGUAUUUUCAUUCUAUAUUAAAGCCCCCCACCCCUCUUCGAAUAUUAGAAAUGAUGCAGUAUAUUGGGUGUACAUGUAUUGACAGAUGGAGCUGGUAUCUGGUCUGUGUAUGGCCAACAUGUACUGUGUAAUUGACCAAUAGGUACGUACUGUGUUGAAAUGCUAUAAAUUUUCUUUACGAAAAUGACAUUGACCUACUUCCAAGGUACUCAAAUAUAAUAUACAAGUAUAAACUAACGAAAUGAUCUGAAAGACCAUUGGGUGUAGUGCCAGAGUACUUUGAUAUAUUAUGUAUACCAGUCAUGCAUAUUACAUUGAAUUCAGGAGUCAUUUUGAAGUGCCGCCUUCUUGGGUUUAGGCUAUAUACAGCUAGAUAUAUAGAAUGUGAAUGGGGAAGUAUUUGCACUGUUUUUUUCUUUGAGAAAGUUUCUCAUGAUUGCUGAAAUAACCAGGGACAUGUUAGUUAAUGCGUACAAAGUGGUUUGUCUGUUUUUAAAGGUAAUAUUUCAGGUAUAUAUCUUCACUGACCUGCAGAUGUUACUGCAGGCCUUGAAAAUCAUUAUUGUCAAGGUUCGUCUGAAAACAACAAAAAAUCAUCAGGUCUAUCCUCAUUUUAUAAAAGAACAACUCUGGUCCAACCAUUUGGAUUGCAAUAAACGAAAACAGCCCUGGUGACUGACACAGGUCCUCGGUUUGAAUAAAUACAUGGCACAUACUAUCAUUUUAUGUGAUUUACUGUACAUGUAAUGAAUAUUUCAUCAGUAUAUUAUUGCUAGUCUACUUUCAUAAUUAUAUAUGUGGAGCCAUUCUGUUUUAUAGAAAAAUAUGUCUUCUGUGGUAUUACAAAAACUGCCCGAUAUUUUGUUGGAGCUGUGAUAGCUCAUUCAGUUAGAGUGUCAGCCUAUGUAACCUCAGGAAAGCUGAGAAACAGACUCGUCUGUGCUGCAGUGGUGGUGUCCUUGGGCAACACACUUUACCCCAAAUUCCGCAAUUGCUCUGAAUGGCACGCCAUGGUCCUCUUGUAUGUUGCUGGGUGAGGGAGCCACCAGCUACUACAAGGAGACGCUGCCUCAAAAUGACCCUGGCUGUUAAUCAGGCCUUUAAAACCAACACAUUUUGUUGUCAGACUGAGUACUCUUUAAUUUUGUCUUAAUCCUUGAGGUAUGCUGUUGUCCAUCUUCUAUUUUAUCCAGAACAUUCAGAACCAAUAUACAAGCUGCAUGAAUUGAUUUCCGUGAAAUUUCCAGUUUGCUAGAUAACCUUUUUAUGAUACAAAGCUACAUAGGCUAUAUUUAUUGGUAGAUGUAAUAACUUGUGCCAGUUGCAGAAAUGUUGACAAGGAAACUUACCUGGUGUUCUUUGUGUAUGAGGAUCACUUUGUUCAAAGAGUUAUUUCACUUAUAAACAAUCUACAUUGUAUACAUCAUAUUUUUAUGGUGAAUAUCAGUGAUUCCUGGUGUUCGCCAUAUAAGGGUAUGUGCUAUGACAGGUGUGACUGUAUAUUUGUUUUGAUAUUUAUUCUUGUAUUAAAUUAAGUUGAUAUUUAAAUUAUAAUUGAAAGUGUUUCACUGAAGGAUUGAAAAUUUGCAGUACACUUCUUUAGGAUAAAUUUGAUUAGGUCCCACUAUUACAAUUUGUUAAAUUUAUUAUAAAACCUCAGUGUGACAUAUGAGAAAAUGUGAUAUGAUUAAGGCAGCUUUUUCAAAAUAAAAUAUUCCUUGUG
This is a messenger RNA of Pecten maximus, 7892 nucleotides long. RefSeq names its product probable serine/threonine-protein kinase yakA. Lineage: Eukaryota; Metazoa; Mollusca; Bivalvia; Pectinida; Pectinidae. Gene Ontology annotation, molecular function: ATP binding; protein serine/threonine kinase activity. The transcript has 12 exons. Gene Ontology annotation, biological process: peptidyl-serine phosphorylation; peptidyl-threonine phosphorylation. The record is from RefSeq and is a predicted model, not a curated record. The coding region runs from base 111 to 4037 and encodes 1308 amino acids.